AUGAUGAUGGUACUACCUCCUUUUCCUAAGAUUCUAAUCAAUAACAGCGGGCCCUGCCGUACUGAAUCAAACCUUCCUAGAUCAAUUAACCAAACUUGCAAACCUGAACCAAAAAAAACUUCUAGUAGAAGGCAGUACUCAAGUGAAACUUAUACAAGCCUCCAUCCCAACAUAAAGCAAAUCCGGAAACCAUUCAUUCUCAUCUAUCGAUCUCUGGACGAAAAGGGCCACACUGGGCCGACUAUAUGGGGCAUUGGGGCAUUGGGGCAUUGGAGCAUUGGGGCAGAUGCACCCAUGCCAGCCUCUCAUGGGUGCUCUCGUGGGGAAUGUGGAAGCACAAACGUGUUUAAUGGUCUUUCCGUUCCGUGUGGUGAUGGAAAUGCUGUUCCCACAGCCAACGAUAACACAAUACAGAUCCAAGCAGGCCUGGACAACAAUUGGUCAACAGGAGGCGUCACACAUACCGUUGCCGAUACUGUCGUUAAUGACGAAGAUAACGAGAUUAGUUCCAGUUAUUUUAGUUCUACAAAACUACCCAAUUAUACUAGCAAAAAGACAACACCUUAUGGAAAUCACGAGGAAACUACCAUGAGGUACGCGGAGAGUUAUCCGCCUCCAAUUUUGCAAAUUUCUGUUUCGAAUGCUCCUGUAGGAUACACGCCUUUGCCUACCAUACAAAGACCGAUGUUCAGGCCGAAACCACCAAAGCCUACAGACGAAAACUAUAUCUUGAUUCCGACUUUGACGCAUGAAUCGAACAAACCUAAUAAAACUGAAGAUGAUGAAGCUGUGGCAAUUGAGAGUGUCAAUCUGAUCAAUCAUUCUACGUCUAGUCGACCUUUAACUACUUUCUCAUACGUCAGCUCCAGCACACCAUCGGACCGAAAAUCCACAUCCAAAAAACCACCAUCCACCUCUUACGUGUACAGUACGACUAUACCACCACGCAGAACCGAAUCAACUACCAACAGAAAACCCAUCAAAAGCACCAUUUCCAGUUCUAUAACUAGCUCGAAGCCGCCUAGUACUUCCUACGUUUACAGCAGUACCUUUCGACCAACAUCCUCAAAACCCAAUAAUGUGUAUAGUUCGACAAGUAGGCCCAAUACCGUAGCUCAUUCCACAUUUGCCAGUACACCUGAGGGUUUUCCAGGGUCCAGCACGCCUUCCUUUGUUUCGUCUUCCAGUUAUGGGCCGUCUACGACCAGUAGUCACAUCGCAGGGCCUGGAUUCACUGUUACUUCACAGCCUAUAGGACACUACUCGUCGUAUCCAACUCCAGCACCUACUGUGAUUGUAUUGGGACCAAUUAGUGAAGAUAGCGACAAAGAUGAUGGUUAUAUUUUGGCUUCUUCUAGUUCCAGGCCAACUUUGCCAACAAGAAUUGGUGACAUGGCAGCCAAGGCUAUUUCUUUUUCUUCAAUAACUGAGAAGCGUCCUUCUUCAUCUAGAGGACUUGUAGUUAAAUUUCUAAUUGUUUGGAAUCAUCCAAAGACAGCCAUGCUUGGCGCAUAUUUCUGUAUUUAG
Molecule: messenger RNA, 1527 nt
Organism: Ceutorhynchus assimilis (cabbage seed weevil)
Lineage: Eukaryota; Metazoa; Arthropoda; Insecta; Coleoptera; Curculionidae
Source: the annotation of a GenBank genome assembly